Messenger RNA from Sabethes cyaneus, 3838 nucleotides. RefSeq names its product protein O-GlcNAcase (gene Oga). The coding region runs from base 195 to 3695 and encodes 1166 amino acids. The record is from RefSeq and is a predicted model, not a curated record. Gene Ontology annotation, molecular function: beta-N-acetylglucosaminidase activity. The transcript is spliced from 5 exons. NCBI's taxonomy places the organism in Eukaryota, Metazoa, Arthropoda, Insecta, Diptera, Culicidae. Gene Ontology annotation, biological process: glycoprotein metabolic process.
AGCAUAAACAUUUCGAAGCUUUGUCCAAAUUUUUACAAACAAAUAUUCAGGCUUGUUAUAUUUAUCGCAGAUAUAUGCCAGACUUGUGUUGUGAUUAAGCUUUGUAAAAGUAAUAGAAGAAUAUUCGCACAAACCGAAUUUAAAAAAAAUUAAAGUCGGGUGUUUGGUGGCAGUGCAAAAAUUAACAUAGUGUAAUGGCUGAAUCGAUAAAAGAGUCUCCAGAACUACAGCAUAGUCACAAAACGAACUCGGAAAAUGCAGACCUUUCAGCUAAGUCACAAGUUGAUUCAUCUAGCGAAUCUGACGGUAGAAAAGGUUUUAUUUGUGGUGUAGUUGAGGGCUUUUACGGUCGUCCCUGGACAACGGAGCAACGAAAAGAUCUCUUCAGAAAAAUGAAGGAAUGGGGAAUGGAUUCCUACGUAUACGCUCCGAAGGACGACUACAAACAUCGAGCAUAUUGGAGAGAACUGUAUACAGUAGAAGAAGCAGACCAUCUAACAGGCUUGAUUAGCGCUGCACACGAACAAAAUAUUAAUUUUUACUAUGCACUUUCGCCAGGAUUAGAUAUUACAUAUAGCAACAGCAAGGAAGUUGCGGUCCUGAAACGUAAAUUAGACCAGGUAUCGCAAUUUGGUUGUAAUGCAUUUGCCUUACUAUUUGACGACAUUGAACCGGAAAUGUGUAAGUCUGAUAAGGAAGUUUUCCAGAGCUUUGCUUAUGCACAAGUCUCAGUUACGAAUGAAAUUUACAAUCAUCUUAACUGCCCUCGUUUUUUGUUCUGCCCUACGCAGUACUGCAGUUCAAGAGCAGUACCCACUGUGAAACAAUCGGAGUAUCUCAAUACAUUAGGCUCAAAACUUAUACAAAAGAUCGAUGUUAUGUGGACUGGCCCAAAAGUUAUUUCCAAACUACUAACUAUAGAAUGUAUUCAAGAAAUCACUGAAGUUUUGAAACGACCUCCCGUAAUAUGGGACAAUCUGCAUGCUAAUGAUUACGACCAGAAACGAGUUUUCCUUGGUCCUUAUUCAGGUCGCUCACCUGAGCUGAUUCCUCUACUACGCGGAGUGGUCACUAAUCCAAACUGUGAAUUCCAUGCUAAUGCCAUUGCUAUUCAGACACUAGCUUUUUGGAGUAAGUGUAGUUCAGAUACGAAAAUUAGUUCUUCAAUAUCGUCAGAUGUAAAACUAGAAACGGAAAAUGAGGAAGGAAUCUGUCAGGAGGAUGCACCUGCAUUUUUAUCGAAAAAUGUUUAUCAUCCCAGACUAGCCUUAAAGAAUGCGAUUAUCAACUGGCUGCCGGAGUUUUAUCACGAAAAAGAAGCAUGGGGGCCAAUUUGUAAACCUCAACCUGCGGUAACAAUGGUCAUGCCAAUUAUACCGAUCAUACCGUCCGUGAAUACCUGCAUGACGUUAACAUCGACUAGUACUACCACCACAACAAGUGCAAAUCCUCUGCCAGUUCCGGAAGUGAACACAACGCAACUGCAGCUGUUUGCCGAUGUUUGCAGUACUGUUACUACUAGUUCAGAAAACGUUCCUGCACCUAUAAUGAAUUCUUUAGUAUCGGCAACAAAAGUGAUUACUAACGAGUCGCUGCCAAAUCCAGUAGCUGCUGCAGUCAGCAAUAUAGCAAUUCCAGCAACAAUCCCAGUAUCUAGUAUACCGCUGCCAAUUAUGAGCAUUAAACCAACAUGCGAGGGGGCCGAAUGUAAAAAUCUUUCGAAGAAAAUUGCUAUAGUAGAAGAAAUAAAUGAAGUUUCCUGUACCAGGGAGGUCGAGCCGCUGGAAGAAGACGCAGUGAUCGAAAACGAUUUGGAACAAAAACAAUUGGACGAAUCUUCGGAAAAACGAAAAUCCGUGUCUUCCGAUGUCCCUUUGCUUGUCGACGAGGAAUUCAAGGAAGAACUCGAAGUAGAGGUUAAGAUACUCAAGGAACCUGAGACUUCUGAAUUGCGCAUGUUUGAGGAUAGUGAAGAUCGGGGCGAUACUGAAGUGAAAAUGUUGGAUUUAGAAGAAAAUGAAAUAAAAAUGACGGACGCUAGCGAGGGAGAGGAAAAAAUGACUGUAAGCGAAGAGGUUGUGGUUAAUCAAAUUAAAAUCAAUAUUGAAGAUGAUGAUGUUAAAGUUGAAGAAGUAUUCAGCAGCAAUAACCUAUGCGCAGCAACGGUUGGACCUUGUUCCGAGCCUAUGGAAUGUGGCAGCAAUCUCACCUCACCUAAACAUAUAAUGAAGACACACUUUGACGAUGUCAUGAUGUCGGAAACUACUUCGACUUGUUCCGGUGUCAUGCAGGUAGAGAGCUCCGAUACAUCAUUGACUUCGAACGCAGAUAUGGUGGACGAUAAGAGCACUAGUGAUAAGGACAUUACUAGUACUGACAUCAUGUUGCUUUGCGAUUUAUUUUAUUUACCAUUCGAACAUGGUAGUAAAGCUCUACAACUAUUAUCAGAAUUCUACUGGCUUAAAACUAAUGCCAAUGUUCUUUGCAAGCGUAAUCGAAAGGCGGUUACCAAUGCAGCUACGGCGGCUACUGUUUCUAACGGGCCCACGAAUUCCGAUGAACGAGGUGACGAAUGUAGCCACCUGAAUGGAGCGGUGUCUCCUAUCGGGGAAAUCAAACACGGAUGUAAUAAAAGUGAAGUGCAAGAAUGGUUGCGGAGGUCAGAUUCGUUUGAGAAUUUAUGUCAAAGUAUUUUCCAUAUGGCUCGGAAAUUAGCACGAUGUCCAAACAAAGAGCUAUGCUACGAUUUGUUUUCAUACGUAUGGGAUAUCGUGGCAGUACUUUCCCUACUCAGUGCUUUUGUGAAAUGGUUAGCACUAGGCCAUUUCCCAAGUAAUAUCAAUUCAUAUACACAAGGCGGAUAUACAUGGUUCAGUAAAGGCUGGAAGGAAACCUUCAUGUCUGGAGAUCAAGAACCGUGGGUAUUUCGUGGUGGUCUUGUAGCAGACUUGCAACGGCUAAUCCCGCUUGAUGCCGGCAAUGAUCUGUUUCUGUAUAAACUACCAGAGACGUCUGCCGUAAAUUUGUACACCAUUCGACCCUAUAUACACUCUGAUGAAGAAAGUGUUUACGCGGUGUGUCAGCGUACUAUGAGAGAUGGUGACGAUUUAAAUGACAGUCUACCGGAAGGAUUCAGAAAUGUUUUAGGAGAUCGGUACGUAGGUCCGUUUUUGACACUUACACCUCAGUUCUGUAUGGUUAUCGAGGAUAAUAACCUUGGAGUGAUAGGAUACGCUUGCGCGGCGCUCGAUACAAAAACAUUUAUUCGUAACCUUGAGCAAUGUUGGAUACCAGAGAUGUGCAUAAAGUAUCCAAUUUCAAUACUAGAGGAUGUUGAAGGUUCAAACAAAAAUAGUGUCAAAACGACCCAUAGCAUACCACCACAAAUUGUUCGCAAUAGUAUUAUGUACUUCCACAACUUUACUAAUGAAUAUCCUGCUAGUGUUGUCAACUCACACCCAUCAGUGAUGUGCUGUCGCAUACUUAAAUCCCAUCUGGCCGAAGACGAAACUAUUUGCAAACGUGUUGUAACCGUUCUAUUGGCAGCAUUACGUUCAAAUGGUCCCUCGUUUGGUGUGCACGUUUGCAUUAGCCGAUCCGAUCGGUUUCUCUACCAAUUCUACUCAAAGCUGGGCUUUGUUGAAAUCUAUAGAGAUGAAUGUGAUUCUAAUAUGUAUUUGGGAAGAAACUUUUGAUAGCCGUAUUUCUUACAUACGAAGGAAACGAUAAAGUGAAGACAUACUGACAAGAAAAUAUCAAAUGUAUGCAGAAUGGUAUACAAUGUUUAUACUUAUCACUGUUAUGUGAGCAGAAAGAAAUUCGAAAUAGUUAAACCAAU